This is a messenger RNA of Brassicogethes aeneus, 2197 nucleotides long. NCBI's taxonomy places the organism in Eukaryota, Metazoa, Arthropoda, Insecta, Coleoptera, Nitidulidae. The record is from the annotation of a GenBank genome assembly.
GGGUAGUUCAAAUGUCUCACUCAAAUUUUAGACCUAAAAAUGGGUAUAAAACAUUUGUGGUCAAUUUUGGGGCCCUACUACGAAAGAAAGCCUUUAUUCGAGUUACAAGGCAAAACCGUGGCUGUUGAUUUAUCGUGUUGGAUAUGCGAGGCCCAAAAUAUAGCGGAAUAUCAGGUCCAGCCGCGUAUGUAUUUAAGAAAUUUGUAUUUUCGUACGGCAUAUUUGCUUUUAAUGGAAGUGUACCCCGUUUUUGUUUUGGAGGGCAAAGCUCCAGAAUUAAAAUAUGAAACAAUUGCAGCAAGAAAUGCAAUACAAUUUAAAGGUGCCAAACCCAAGACCGAAAAUACUAAAACUGGUAAAGACAGAACCAGAUUUCAUUUUGUUUUAAGACAGUGCGAAGAAAUGCUAAAGUACUUGGGAUUGGCUUGUGUUAAGGGGGAAGGAGAAGCAGAAUCCCUGUGCGCCUAUUUGAAUGAGGAAGGGUUGGUUGAUGGCUGCAUCAGUCAGGAUUCCGAUUGUUUUGCUUACGGGGCCAAAAUUGUGUACAGAAACUUCUCGAUUUCCCAGCAGGGUGCGCACGCCUCUAGCGGAGGCGCAGUGGAUGUUUAUGACAUCAGAAAAGUCGACAAAUCACUGGAUUUGGGUAGAAAUAAACUCGUAACCAUGGCUCUAAUUCUUGGAAGCGACUAUUCGGAUGGUGUCCCCGGCAUCGGAAAAGAUUCGAUAAUGAAAUUUUUCGAAAAUGUAUCGGACGCCGAAGUGCUCGACCGUUUGAGACAGUGGCGCGCCAAUGAGGCACUGUACAAAAAAUACGAAGAAAAAAUCAACGAUAAAAAUAUUUGCACCAGCUGCGGCCACCAUGGCAAAGUACAGGGACACACCAGAAAUGGUUGCAUUUCUUGUGGUACAAAUAAGGGCUGCGAUUCUUCCUACAAAGAAAAGCGACUUAUAAUGAAAAAUGAAGUAAAUAUGAGGUCAAAAUCUAUAUUGGAUCCAGAAUUUCCGAAAGAAGCUUUAAUAACGGAAUAUUUAACGAAAAAAGACAACGUAUCAAAACUGGACAUAAAGUGGAAGCAACCCAAUUUAGUAAAAUUUGUUCAAUUUUCUCUGAAAUUUCUGGGAUGGGAGGAAAUUUAUUCGGUGGAGAAAAUUUUGCCGAUUUUGACAAGGUGGCAAGUUAUGAAUGCAGACUCCCUAAAAUCUCAUGAACAUUUAAAGGGCGUUUUGGUGCCCGACAGGAUUAAAAAAGUUAGAAAUCCAAAAGGUAUUCCAAGUUACGAAAUAAUUUGGUCAGAUCCGCACGAAUAUUUCAAAUACAUAAUUCCUGAAUCCCAGCUGGAAAACCAGGAUUUGGAGAAAAUCUGGUCGAGCAUUGAACCGCAAAACCUGGUGCAAAAAGCAUACCCAGAGCUGGUGGAAGCUUUCAACCAGUCAAAAAUAAAACCGAAAAAAAUCACCAAAAGAAAACCAAAAGUGACUGUUGAUGAGUUGGGGGAAAUGUUGAAAAACACCUCCAUUGAAGUGAAGGCUAAAAAACCCAGAAAGCCCCGGCAAACCAAGAAGACUGCAGAAGAAAACAAAAUCCAAAAUUACUUCAAAAACGACGAAAUCGUGGAAAUACGUCAAUCGACGCCAAUAAAAGAGUUUUCCUUCGACAAUUUAGAGGAAAAACUUAAAAACAUCUCUAUAACAGAAAAAAAUCAGGAUCGUAAAACACCGAAGCAAAACAUAACCUCAGAAAACUACCUCAAGAAGGCCGUGAUUAACAGUCGCGCGUUGAAAAACCACCAAUCAACGCCCGCGAAACUUGCACCGGCCCACUGCGAUUUUUCCUUCGACAUGGAUAUGUCAAAGUUUGGCGAUGAAGACGACUUGGAUGUUUCGGAUAUUGUGGAUAAUAUUUUAAAGAAAAAACCUGAUUACAAGGAUAUUUUAAGUAAUUUAAAUUUGGAUAAAAUUGAAGAUUCAAACUGCGUCAAUUCUUCAAGUUUUUUUGUUUGUAAUCCUGAAGAGGGGGAAGAUAUUUUUGAAAAAACUUUUAAUUUAUUAACCAACAAAAGUAGUGAUGAUAAUGAAGUGGUAAGUAAUGAUGAAAAUAUAAAUAAUUUAAAUGAAAAUGAUGAUAGUUUCUGUGAUAUUUACGUGCCUUUGUAUGAAAGAAUUAAAAUGAAAAAUAAAUAAAAUAUUACUCUAAUAA